This is a messenger RNA of Phialemonium atrogriseum, 270 nucleotides long. RefSeq names its product ribosome assembly protein 3. Gene Ontology annotation, biological process: ribosomal large subunit assembly. The coding region runs from base 1 to 270 and encodes 89 amino acids. The record is from RefSeq and is a predicted model, not a curated record. The transcript has a single exon. Gene Ontology annotation, cellular component: preribosome, large subunit precursor. Lineage: Eukaryota; Fungi; Ascomycota; Sordariomycetes; Cephalothecales; Cephalothecaceae.
AUGGCCGCCGACCAAUCCACCCCGGGCAACACCGCCCAAGCAGAUGUAUCCUCAGAGUUCAGGUCCUACUACCUCCAGAGAGCAACCAAGGAAUUCUCAGAGGACCUUGACCAAGUCCGGAACGCCAAGGACUUCAACAAUGAUGCAAUUGCCAUGCUCAUCCACGCGUUGCAGCAAGGGACGACCAUGUUCUCGGAAGAGGACCAGAAGAGGAUCUUUGCCACGGGGCCGGCGGAAGCAGCAUCGGCCGGGGGAAAGAAGUCUCCCUGA